Messenger RNA from Mucor velutinosus, 1401 nucleotides. RefSeq lists its product as uncharacterized. The record is from RefSeq and is a predicted model, not a curated record. The transcript has a single exon. NCBI's taxonomy places the organism in Eukaryota, Fungi, Mucoromycota, Mucoromycetes, Mucorales, Mucoraceae. The coding region runs from base 1 to 1401 and encodes 466 amino acids. Gene Ontology annotation, molecular function: ubiquitin protein ligase activity.
AUGUCUCUCUUAUUGAACUGCUCAGUGUGUCAACAUCAAUUAGUAGAUCCUGUGACAUUAUCGUGCGGUUUCACUGUUUGCUUGAACUGCUUGCCAACUCAAGAGGAAUUCCAAAGAUCGAUAUUUGUGUGUCCCGUCAAACAAUGCAACAAGGAAACACAUUUAUUUGGGCCCAAUCUAUACCUGGACAACUGCAUCAGCCAGAUCAUCAAACUCGAGCACCCUGACGCUCAGCAAAUCACCGAGUCAUUGCAGUGCUCUAUCGGUAACCACUUGCUACAACAUCCCAUUACGUCGCACUGUGGACACAGUUUCUGCAAGCUGUGUGUCUUGCAAUACAAAAUUUCCAAUGAUUCAUGCAAAAAGUGUCAAAAGAGAUUACCCAGCUAUCAAUUCAUCCAACACCAACCCCCUAAUUUCAUCCUCCAACAAGUCCUGCUUGCAUACAGUCAGUAUGAGGCACCUCAAAUGGACAAUGUCUCUGCAGCAAACCACAUCAGCAACAUGUCAGUUUCAUUUGAUCCGUCAUCCAACACCUCCUACCAAGCCAUCCCCAUCCUCCUCACUGAUUUCGCCGUCUUGCCUUCUCAAAAGCUUCGUAUCCCCAUCUAUUCCGAGCCACACCGCACGUUCUUCAUCAACUCUCUAUUGAAUUGCAAGGAACUGCAAUCGCUCUGCUUUGCUAUUAUGAGCAGAGACAAGGCGAAUCAUAAGGGCCGCUUUGGCAUCAUGGUAAAGAUCAGCUCUGUCGAACAAAGAUUCAAAGACCUCGUUGUAGAUGUUGUUGGCCUUGAUCGCUUCCAAGUUACGAGCGUUCUGAAAGAAACAGACGACUUUUUGCAAGCUGAUUUGGAGAUGAAAUUCGAAGACGAGCAAGGCUUACUGUCAGGCUCAAACACGCAUUGGAUUGAUCAUCGACAACAAGCCAUGGUGAAACAGUUGUCAAAGAAUGGCGGCAGUUUACCGCCUUCACCUGAUAGCCCUAUGGAGGAUGUGGUGACUACCACACCCUCUCUGCCUUCGUCUCCACCCGCAGAGCCUGUGAUCUACACACCAGCCAUGAAGCUAUCCAACAGAAUACAUGACUUCAUCAGUGACUUGGCUCACAGCACACCCUCCACAUCGUUCUGUAGUGCCAUUGAAGGUCUGCUGGGCCCCGUCUGGCUCGAGUCUGUUCAAGGUCUUCAUGGUACUCUGCCUGCCGCCGAGAAUGCUGUCGCCAUGUGUUGGUGGGCUGCUGUUGUCCUGCCAGUCAGCAACGCAGAUAGAUAUCACCUAUUGGCCACCGAAUCACUAGAAGAUCGUCUCGAUAUCAUCUUGUCCUGGAUCGAUGAUCUGAAAUCUCAAUGGGGCAACUGUAGAAAAACUGCUCUCAACUCUGCCGCCAAAGUUGGACAGUAG